AUGAGGAAAAGGAAGACAACACAUUCACCUCAUUCACCCGCAGAUCCGAGUGAAGGAAGGGAGAAACUGAGACUGAAGCAAGAGGUCGGCCUGAUCAGUGGGGUGUCGUUAAUUGCAGGCACCAUGAUAGGCUCGGGGAUCUUUAUGUCCCCCGAGUGGGUGCUACAUCACAUGGGGAGCCCUGCCAGCAGCCUGCUUAUCUGGGCAGCGUGCGGUGUCCUGGCCACGUUCGGGGCCUUGUCUUACGCUGAGCUUGGUACCGUAAUUAAAGAGUCUGGAGGCGAAUAUAUUUACAUCCUGAGGAUUUUCGGUUCUUUUCCUGCUUUCCUUUUCGCCUACACUUCUGUCAUCCUGGUGAGGCCAGCUGGUUUGGCAGCUGUCUGCCUGAGCUUUGCUGAGUACGCCGUUGCGCCCUUCUACCCGGGCUGCUCGUCUCCGCAGGUUGUCGUCAAAUGUGCAGCUGCCGCCUGCAUCCUGGUUUUAACUAUCAUCAACUGCCUCAACGUGAGGCUGGCGACAUCUAUCAUGAACGUUUUUACAGCUGCCAAACUCCUGGCUUUGUUAGUGAUCGUGGUGGGCGGGCUGGUGCUGCUGGCCAAGGGACAAACUCAGAGUUUUCAGAAUGCUUUUCAAAACACGACCGCGGGGAUCGGGACGGUCGGGGUGGCGUUUUAUCAGGGACUCUGGUCCUACGAUGGCUGGAACAACCUGAACUAUGUAACCGAGGAACUGAAGAAGCCUGAGGUGACCCUUCCCAGAGCUGUGAUGAUUGCUAUUCCCUUGGUUACCUGCCUGUACUUGAUGGUAAACGUGAGUUACUUUGCAGCCAUGACUCCAUCUGAACUGCUGACCUCGGGAGCUGUGGCUGUCACUUGGGGGGACAAAGUCCUGGGCAGCUGGGCAUGGUUCGUCUCCCUGUCGGUGGCACUGUCUACGUUUGGCUCAUCGAAUGGCACGUUCUUUAGCGGAGGCCGCGUGUGCUACAUUGCUGCAAGGGAAGGCCAUAUGCCAGACAUUCUGUCCAUGGCUCAUGUGCGAUGCCUCACGCCCUCCCCUGCCCUGCUGUUUACAUCCGCUAUGUCUUUGGUAAUGAUAAUGUCAGGAAACUUCACCAGCAUCGUGAACUUUUUCAGCUUUAUAGCAUGGUUUUUCUAUGGCAUGACUAUUUCUGGCCUCCUGUAUUUAAAAAUCAAGAAACCAGAACUGCCAAGAUCUUAUAAGGUCCCAAUGAUCAUCCCCAUAAUUGUGCUGAUGGCAGCCGUGUACCUGGUGUUAGCUCCCAUCAUUGACCAACCCCAGAUUGAGUUCCUCUACAUCGUUCUGUUCAUUUUCAGCGGCGUCAUUCUUUAUUUCCCCCUGGUGCGCUUCAAGUGCCACCCCCGCUUCUUACAGCGAGUCACUUUACAUCUCCAGUUGUUCCUGGAAGUCGCUCCGACUGCUAGGGAUGCAAACUGAGAUAAUGUCCUCCUGGCGAAUGGCUGCCUGUCCCUCCUGCUUUAUUCCAACACCGUGGUUUCCAAGGCUCAGGAAUUAGUCUCCUGUGAGAGAGAAUGAACAGAAUGCAAGUGUCACCAAAAUGUUUAGUUGAGAGGGUCUAGACCCAUGACUCCUCACAUUUUCUUAACAUUUUGAGCACAUAUUUUCCCCAUUUUCAUCUCUCCCUUGAUAGAUUACAUUCAGAUUCCAAAGGAAUACGUUUUUUAGUUUUCCAUCCUGAGAAGAGCUGUCCAUCCUGAGCAGAUCUAAAUCUUAGCUCUUAUAUUUCAAGGCAACAGGCAACAGGAGACUGACAAUGAAAUAUUAUUCCUAUAGCAGGCUGUGAGCCUAAGCCAUUCCUGGCAAUGCCUUUAAUUAUUUCCACCUAGCUCUGCCCACUGUGACGCCAGGGCUUCUCAAAUUCUAACCCAAUUCUAACACACUGCAGUCACUGUAGUUUCCCAUUAUCCGGAGUCUCAACCCUUUUCCUCUUGUUAUAGGGGCAAGAGAAACAUUAUAUGCUGUUUUCUUUCAGUUUGCCCAGAUUGUUUCUGGAUGGGGCCUGUCCUGUCAUAGACUAAAAAGGUGUUAGUCCCUAAAACGUCUCAUUGUGUCUCAAAAUUACAAAUGUUGCUCAGGUCAGCUUUCUGUCAGCGUUUGUUCUGCAGACCCGUACCGAGCACUGCGUUCCUCGAACAGGGUCACUUGAUCCUCCAGGCCUCCUCCAGCCCAUCCCAGAGCUGUGUAUCUGAUUACGAUCUCAUUCUGCAACGCCACCCCUCCUGUUCCUUUGAUACCAGCAGCUACAGAAAUGCAGCAGAUAAUGGAUUCUGGCAGUUAUUGUCUUUUUUGGAAACAAUCUCCCUUUCUUUGACUUAUUUAUAGAGCCUACCACGUGGGGUUGUGCUUUCUUGAAGAUCUACAGUCCAUAUGCAAAAAGAGGGAAGUUUAAGGUUCAACGUGCACAAUGUUUGUGGCUUUGGCCACCUAUCAUUGCAUACUUAAGUAAAAUCAGGCUUAGUCUUGUUCACACAGUUCUUGUGGAACAGGAGUUAUUGCCCCUGCUUGACAUUGUGGAUAUGUAGUAUACUACAGAAGGUGAGCAGAUCAAAGGAUGGAUCAUGCCUUGCUCAAAGUCACACAGGAAAUGUGUGGAAAAUAUGGCUGUUUCUCCCAAAGUCCAGUCAAGCAUCUUAUCUUUAGCCCAUCCUUUCUGUGCACCAGUGACAUAUGAAUAAUAAUAAAGAACCCGGAUAGACUGAGCACUUUCGAUGAGUAGCCUUUAUAUAUUACUGCUUUGUAUAUAGAUGAAAGGGAACUGAAAAGCUGCAAGUAUCACAUUUUGCACCAACUUCCUUUUCUGUAGAUAAUAUUGUAAUGAAGUGUUCUUUUUAUUUAUGUUGCCUAGGGUUUACAAGCACAGGUGCUUAUAAUGCCAAAACAAGAGGCUGAAAGCUCAGAGAAUGGCAAGAUGAUUACAA
This is a messenger RNA of Cygnus olor (mute swan), 2957 nucleotides long. RefSeq names its product b(0,+)-type amino acid transporter 1-like. Gene Ontology annotation, cellular component: membrane. Gene Ontology annotation, molecular function: L-amino acid transmembrane transporter activity. The transcript is spliced from 6 exons. Lineage: Eukaryota; Metazoa; Chordata; Aves; Anseriformes; Anatidae. The record is from RefSeq and is a predicted model, not a curated record. Bases 1 to 1455 code for a protein of 484 amino acids. Gene Ontology annotation, biological process: amino acid transmembrane transport.